This is a messenger RNA of Silurus meridionalis, 4703 nucleotides long. RefSeq names its product protein diaphanous homolog 1 (gene diaph1). Gene Ontology annotation, biological process: actin filament polymerization; actin cytoskeleton organization. Lineage: Eukaryota; Metazoa; Chordata; Actinopteri; Siluriformes; Siluridae. The record is from RefSeq and is a predicted model, not a curated record. Gene Ontology annotation, cellular component: cytoplasm; actin filament. The transcript has 28 exons. Gene Ontology annotation, molecular function: small GTPase binding; actin binding; microtubule binding. Bases 652 to 4335 code for a protein of 1227 amino acids.
GUUACUCAAGACCGGAAGUGCUGAGCUCCUGGUGCUUGGAUCAGCAGCACGGCUGGGAAACAAAGUUACCUCUCGCUUAGAAAUAAUUCAUGACCGAGAAGGCGGAACAUUCCUAAUGACAUCGAAAGGAUGAUCAUUCAUUUUAUAGUGACAAUAAACAACAAUAAAAUGCGUUUCGGCGCGCGCGACUGAGCUCUCUCGCGCAGUUGCGGUUUGUGUGCGCGUGCGCGCGACAGAAAGCUAGCUCAGUGAGUAAAGGCGAGGCGCAGCGAACUGAUUACAAGCUGCUCACUGACACACCGAGACGCGGCAAGGCGACGCUCAAAGGAUUAAAUGUCGUUAAAAGUGCGGACGGGACACUUGUGGAGGAGUUUGGGUUCCGUCUGAGAGAAGUUUUCGCUCGGUUUCGGGGGUUUGGGCUUUCAAAUUUCCCUCCGUUUUGUUCCCGGGGAGGGGAGGAGGGGGAAAGCCGGAGCUAAUAGGGCGGCGGGCUAACACAUUUCAGGCCGCAGGGGCAGCAACGGAACCCCGCUUACCUCUGAAGGGUUCUUGUUUAUUUUUAAAUAAAUAGUGAUUUAGUGACUUUGUUUAAAAGUUUGUAGUUCUCUCGAGCUUUCGGCUACUUCGUUAGUUUUGGAUUAGACUCCAGUCAUGGAUCCUCCAAACUUCGGAAACUCGGCUUCUGCUCCCUCAGCCGGCGCGUCCUCCAAAAGCGGCAAAGACAAAAAGGCGAAGAAGACGUACGAUGAAGGAGACAGCAAAAAGAAAUUUACCUUCAAAAGACUCAUUCCUGACGAGCUGGAGAGGUUUACCAGCAUGCGGAUAAAGAAGGAGAAGGAGAAGCUGAGCACUGCGAGUCAGAGACACUCCACUGCUGCGCUGUACGAGAUCCCAUCCCAGGGUGCCAUGCUGCAAGACCACAGUGAUGACUAUGUCCUGGAGCUCUUUGAGCAGAUGCUGGUGGACAUGAAUCUGAAUGAGGAGAAGCAGGUGCCACUGAGACAGAAGGACAUCACCAUAAAGAGAGAGAUGGUCUCUCAGUAUCUACACACAUCUACAACUAGCCGGAGCCAGAAGGAGAGCUCCAAGUCUGCUGUGAUGUACAUUCAAGAGUUGAAAACUGAACCCAGAGACACACAGCUUCUGAGCUGCCUUGAGUCUCUACGUAUCUCCCUUAAUAACAACCCAGUCAGCUGGGUGCAGACAUUUGGAGAGGAGGGGUUGAUUUUGCUCCUCAACUUCCUCAAGAAACUCCAGGAUGAGAAAGAAGAGUACCCUAACUCUGGUGUUGGAGUAAAGUGCCAACAUGAGAUCAUCCGCUGCCUCAAAGCCUUCAUGAACAACAAGUACGGUUUGAAAGCCAUGUUGAUGUCAGCUGAUGGAAUUCCUCUCCUGGUGCGAGCCAUAAACCCCAGAGUCCCUCAUAUGAUGGUGGACGCUGUCAAACUUCUGUCAGCCAUCUGCAUUCUCGAUCACCCUGAAAAUCUUCAUGAGCGUGUGCUGGAGUUUAUAACUGCACUGGCUGAGGAGAGGGAGAUUGAGAGAUUCCAGCCCCUGCUGUCUGGCAUGCACAAGCCCAAUAUAGCUCUCAAGGUUGGCUGUAUGCAGCUCAUCAAUGCUCUGAUCAGCAGAGGAGAGGAGCUCGACUUUAGAAUUCACAUACGCUCGGAGUUGAUGAGACUGGGCCUGAGGGAGCUGCUCGCUGAAGUGAAGAACAUCGAGAAUGAAGAGCUUCGUGUGCAGCUGCAGGUCUUUGAGGAGCAGGCUGAGGAGGACUCGGACGACCUGCGUUCCCGCCUUGAAGAUGUGCGCAUUGAGAUGGAUGAUGUAUCAGAAGUGUUCCAGGUGUUGCUGAAUACUGUGAAGGAUUCGAAAGCUGAAGGCUACUUCCUGUCCCUCAUGCAGCACCUGCUGCUAGUGCGCAAUGACUACUUGAUUAGGCCACAGUACUACAAGUUGAUUGACGAGUGUAUAGCACAGAUCGUGCUCCACAGGAACGGCUGCGACCCAGAUUUCAAAUGCAGAAACCUGCAGUUGGACAUCGAAUCACUCAUCGAUAACAUGGUGGAUAAGACAAAAGUAGAGAUCAGUGAGGCCAAGGCCAUGGAGCUGGAGAAAAAGCUGGAUGCCGAGUUGACUGCACGCCAUGAGCUGCAGGUGGAGUUUAAGAAGAUGGAGGGCAACUAUGAACAGAAAGUCCAAGAUCUCAGUUCUGAAAAAGAAGCUCUUGGAAAUGAGAAGGCGGACAAAGAGAAAGAGAACCAAGGGCUGCAUGGAGAAGUUAGCCAGCUCAAAGAACAGAUUGAAAAACUGUCAAAGGAUCUUAAGGAAACCAAGACGAAACUCAUAACAGUGUCUAUGUCUGUGCCAGCAUCAUCUACCCGCACUGACCCAUCAGCCUCAGCCUCUUUGCCUGUCCAAACAGGCAUGCCACCUCCACCACCACCCCCUCCUUUGCCUGGCCAAAUAGGCAUGCCCCUUCCCCCACCGCCUCCACCUCUACCUGGCCAAAUAGGCAUGCCCCUUCCCCCACCGCCUCCACCUCUACCUGGCCAAAUAGGCAUGCCCCUUCCCCCACCACCUCCCCCUCCACCUCUCCCUGGGCAGGGAGGAAUGAUACCCCCUCCACCACCUCCAUUACCUGGUAUGCCCCCACCUCCGCCUCCACCUCCAGGAUUUCCAGGAAUGCCACCCCCUCCUCCAAUGCCUGGGAUGCCUCCACCACCGCCAGGAGGGAUGGGAGCCUGGGCUGCUCCUGUACCACAAUUACCAUUUGGCCUAAAGCCCAAGAAAGAGUACAAACCAGAGGUGCAGCUUAAAAGGGCCAACUGGAGUAAGAUCGCAGCUGAGGACCUUUCAGAGAGCAGCUUCUGGGUGAAAUCCAAAGAGGCCCGUUUUGAGAGUAACGAGCUUUUCUCCAGACUCACUCUGGCGUUCUCCUCACAGACCAAGACCUCAAAAGCAAAGAAAGAUCAGGAUGGAGGUGAAGAAAAAGCAGUUCAGAAGAAGAAAGUGAAGGAGCUGAAAGUUCUCGAUUCCAAAACAUCUCAGAACCUCUCUAUUUUCCUUGGCUCAAACAGACUGCCAUAUGAGGAGAUGAAAAACGUCAUUUUGGAGGUGAACGAGAACGUGCUUACAGAGAACAUGGUGCAGAGUUUGCUGAAGCUCUUGCCAGAGGAGGAGCAGCUAAAUGUAUUAUUAGAGUUGAAGGAUGAAUACGACGACCUUGCAGAGGCUGAACAGUUUGGAGUGGUGAUAAGUUCGGUGAAGCGUCUGAAGCCGCGGCUCAGUGCCAUCUUGUUCCGGCUGCAGUUUGAGGAGCAGAUAAAUAACGUGAAGCCAGACAUUGUCGCUGUGACCGCAGCAUGUGAGGAGCUAAUAAAUAGCGAAAACUUUUCCCAGCUUCUUCAGAUCAUCCUGCUUGUAGGCAACUACAUGAAUGCCGGCUCACGUAAUGCCAAUGCCUUUGGCUUCAGCAUCAGCUACCUGUGCAAGCUCAGAGACACCAAGUCUGCAGAUCAGAAGCAGACCCUCUUGCAUUUUCUGGCAGAUAUGUGUCAGGAGCAACAUCCCAAUGUCAUGCACUUCGCUGAGGAGCUCAUUCACCUGGAGAAAGCCAGUAGAGUCUCAGCAGAGACACUCCAGAAGAAUUUGGAUCAAAUGGGGAAGCAGAUCAAGAAUCUGGAGAAGGACAUUGAGACUUUCCCUCCUCCUCAAAGUGAUAAGGACAAGUUUGUCGAGAAGAUGACCAGUUUUGUGGCGACCGCACGAGAGCAGUUUGAGAAGCUCCAGCUGAUGCACAACAACAUGGAGAAACAGUAUGAAGAUCUGGGCAAGUACUUUGUAUUUGACCCCAAGAAAGUGAGCCCCGAGGAGAUGUUUGGAGACCUCAACAACUUCAAAAACAUGUUCCAGCAAGCUGUGAAAGAGAAUCAAAAACGUAAGGAAGCAGAGGAAAGGAUGCGCAAGGCCAAACUUGCGAAAGAGAAAGCAGAGAAGGAGAAAGAGGAGAGACAGAAGAAAAUGACCGCCGGACACUCACUCAACAUCAAUGACGAUGGUGAUGAGACAGGUAUCAUGGAUGGCCUGUUGGAAGCGCUGCAAUCAGGAGCUGCUUUCAAGAGGAAGAGAGCACCACGGCAAGCAGGGAAUCGGAGAGGAGCUGGAAAUGCAGUGACAAACAUUCUCGCCAAAGAACUGCUACAGGAAGACCCCAAGCCUAGCAUCAUAACCAAAAAGAAACGAUUGGACAAUGAGAGCAAAAAGGCAGAGUCACCAGAAGACACGGACUCACUGGAGGAUCUUUUGGACGUUGCUCCACCCCGGUCUAAUUAGGAACUUGCGUGCUGACCUUCUCUUUCCUGCUGAAGGAAUCAGGGGGUUGGACAUUGCUUUUUGGGUCAAAUGUGAUACUGGGGAUCUUUCUCUGGCCUGCAUUCCCAUGUAAGCCUUCAUGGCCAAUUUUUACUGUAGAGGAGGGUCUCUGCUGGCCCUGCCCAUAAUUGGAUCUAAUCAUCCACUGCCCUUUUUUCAUUACUUUUUUUUUUCUUUUCAACAUAUCUUAAAGGUAAAAUUGGAUAAAUCCAAAGAUCUGUUCUUAAAUUGUGGCACAUAGCAGGUGAUACAUUCACUGAUAUUUCUGCACUUAUAUUUAGUUUCGAUUGAUUGUUAGUUGUUUAUUAGUACUUCAUAUCUGUACACAC